Molecule: messenger RNA, 3166 nt
Organism: Siniperca chuatsi (mandarin fish)
Lineage: Eukaryota; Metazoa; Chordata; Actinopteri; Centrarchiformes; Sinipercidae
Gene: drd5a
Product: dopamine receptor D5a
Exons: 1
Coding region: 465-1847 (460 amino acids)
Biological process (GO): adenylate cyclase-activating adrenergic receptor signaling pathway
Cellular component (GO): plasma membrane
Molecular function (GO): dopamine neurotransmitter receptor activity; G protein-coupled receptor activity
Source: RefSeq, a predicted model, not a curated record
CUUUGAAGUUUGCACAGACGAAAAACCUGCUUAAAAUGUUGAGGGCUUCCUCACACCCCUUUGCUAACGCAAUGCACUGUUGUGCGUAACACCACGCACAAAGGAGGCGUGAUGUUGUAUGCGCCCAGCCCUGGUUAGGUUAGGCUGUAGGGACUCCCUCCUCACCCACACCGCGCUCAGGAUACCUUGGACUGAGAGAUUCACAGAGGUAGCCAGGUCAAGCGACCGGAACGGCAAGGCUGCAACAUGCGCUCGCCACUGCUUGCUGCGUUUCAGCCCCUCAGCGCACCUGGCACGUUGUUCGGCUCACUUUUAACGCGCUCACUUCUCUCUCUCCGUCUGUUUUGCACUCCACAUCAGGCUGGCAGCCGAGCAAGUCCACGGGGACAAUACGGUGAGUGGAUGAUAACUGCGCCCGUCCCCGCGCACGGAGUAAUGGACUGCAGUUUUACUUGAAGAGGCAUAUGGAGAACCCAGCCAAGUAUCUCUCAUCGGUGCAGGGGAUUGACUCUGUGCCGGCACCCCUCGGCGAGAUUAUGUGGAACAGCACCGAAACGGAGGCAACAAACGACGGGAGGAAGGAUAUGGUGGUGCGUACGGUGACGGGCUGUCUGCUGUCCCUGCUCAUCCUAUGGACCCUGCUGGGGAACAUCCUGGUUUGCUCCGCGGUGCUGCGCUUUCGACACCUGCGGACUAAAGUCACCAACAUUUUCAUAGUCUCCCUGGCUCUAUCGGAUUUAUUCGUGGCCGUCCUGGUGAUGCCCUGGAAGGCUGUAGCGGAGGUGGCGGGGUAUUGGCCGUUUGGCACUUUCUGUAACGUCUGGGUCGCCUUUGACAUUAUGUGCUCCACCGCCUCCAUCCUCAACCUCUGCAUUAUCAGCGUGGAUAGAUACUGGGCCAUCUCGAGCCCCUUCCGCUACGAGAGGAAAAUGACCCAGCGAGUUGCCUUUGUUAUGAUUAGCAUCACUUGGACGUUGUCUGUGCUCAUUUCAUUCAUACCGGUCCAGCUAAACUGGCACAAAGCCAGCGGUGACGACAUGGCUGGGACGCACAACUCUUCCACGAGUCGGCAGAUGGAGGAAAACUGCGACUCCAGCCUGAGCAGAGAAUAUGCUAUAUCCUCCUCUCUGAUAAGUUUCUACAUUCCCGUGGCAAUUAUGAUUGUGACUUACACCAGAAUAUACCGGAUUGCACAAAUACAAAUCAGAAGAAUAGCCUCGCUGGAGAGAGCGGCAGAACACGCGCAAAGUUGCAGGACCAACAGAAUAGAGUGCCAACACCACACCACACUGAAAACGUCGAUUAAACGGGAAACCAAAGUAUUCAAGACUCUGUCGGUGAUUAUGGGUGUCUUUGUGUGUUGCUGGUUACCUUUCUUCGUCCUAAACUGUAUGGUCCCGUUCUGCGACAGACCGGCCACAGACCGGGACGCGGGUCUGCCGUGCGUGAGCGAGACGACUUUCGACGUCUUCGUGUGGUUCGGCUGGACCAACUCCUCCCUGAACCCCAUCAUUUACGCCUUCAACGCCGAGUUCAGGAAGGCCUUCGCCAGCCUCUUGGGCUGUCGCAAUUUCUGCUCCAACACACCUGUAGAAACUGUUAACAUCAGCAACGAGCUGGUCUCGUAUAACCAAGAUACCCUCAUCCACAAGGAAAUCGCGAACGCCUAUGUCAACAUGAUCCCCAACGUGGUUGAAUGUAUUGAGCAUGAAGAGACUUUUGACAGGAUUUCACAGUUUUCUCACAACAAUGAAAACGCCACCGACUCGGUUUGUGACUUGGAGGACUGCGAGGCAGAUAUCAGUCUUGACAGGAUGUCACCGUUCACACCCAAUGGAUUACACUGACUCCAACUUUGUGUCUCCCCGUGCGUAAUUGGAUGUAUUGCUAAUAGUGUCAUCGUUCAUUUCAGCUCCUAUGUCCCAGAAGCUCCUCUCCACAGGGAGCCCACAGGUCAGGGUCUGCUGAGCUACUGAGCAGCGCCCCUUGCAGCUGGCGAGGGAUCUAGUGACUUGCUCAUGGACACUUCAGCAGGACGCAUGUCCCUGUAGCCACAACGCCACCCUGCCCGCUUUGCGUCAUAUAUGAGAUGUGAUAUCGUUGUCCUGUUCUGAAAAAAAAAGUGAUGUGUAGGUGUUUAUUUACAUGACAAGUGAAGUCUGUGUUCAUUUGUUCAUAGGUUCAGUGUGUGUUGAAGCUGUUGUUCACUGGAAGGUUAUCCUCGGAGAGUCUCAUGUCCACCCACUUGGAGGGGGGAAAAUGUUUGUAAAGACUCGCUUGAGGAAUCAAACGGAAACCUUUUGCUGCUUAAAAUCCUCAUGUGUAUCCAGUGCCCGUCUUUCCGCAGAGUGUGAAAACUGAGGGCAGCCUUACAGACAGCGCAACCAAGAUAAUUCUACUCAAAUGCAGUCAUUUCAGCGCCUUAUAGCUUAUUCAAGGACGAGUUUUGAGACAUGAAAGGAAUGUGUCGGGUGGAGUUUAAGUUACAUGAUGCCAAAAUGCAGUAUUCAAGUGUUUACCCACUGUACUCACCCCAGUGACUCCUCCAGCACACCUGCUCUGCACCACAUGGACUAUUAUGCAGUUUGAUCCAGGCUCAGAUGGUCGGAGGCUUUGAUGGAGCAAAACAUGAUGUAAAAGGGACAAAACCCAAUGUUAUAAACAUGUAAAAGUGAGCCUGUUUAACACUGGAAUCACUAAUCCAAAUCAAAGAAUUUUGACUAGAAUCAGCAGUCAUUUUAACAGUCAAGACUGUUACUCUUUUGUGGGAUCUUUCGUUUCUCAUUGAGGCCAAAACUACCGAAUGGUUUUGCUAUAUCAACCACAGUCAGCUGUUACUGAACCAGCGGAAGAAAAGAAAGAACCAAGACUGUCCCAAAUGACCAAAGAUUUCAAGGAGUGAAUCAAUAACUUCGACACAAUAAGGCUACAACGUUUUGUCAACUAGAGGAAUUGUUGCUAUAGAAAGCCUACACACACACACACACACACACACACACAUACACACGUGAGGCCACUGGGCCAACACAACUGGAUGUCAUACAUCACCUCUCCCACACAUCCCUCUAUCUUUGUACUGUACAGAUGACCUGAUCUGAAUGUAUACUACUGUCCUUUAAACAGUGAAGUGUGUCAUCAUUUGUCUAAUAAAAUGCUGUCAUGCUGA